Molecule: messenger RNA, 2453 nt
Organism: Erpetoichthys calabaricus (reedfish)
Lineage: Eukaryota; Metazoa; Chordata; Cladistia; Polypteriformes; Polypteridae
Product: zinc finger protein OZF-like
Exons: 3
Coding region: 198-1634 (478 amino acids)
Biological process (GO): regulation of transcription by RNA polymerase II
Molecular function (GO): DNA-binding transcription factor activity, RNA polymerase II-specific; RNA polymerase II cis-regulatory region sequence-specific DNA binding
Source: RefSeq, a predicted model, not a curated record
UAAGGUCACCGGAAGUAGUUCUUUCCUAUUACCUAAAUGUUGCUAGCCUCAGACUGCAAAGACCGGACUCAAUUAUGUUUUGUGUUAUCUGUCAAUUAUUUUCAUAUAGAAAGCACAGCACUAUUUAACCUCAAUUUGUUUCUACCAAGGACUCUAAAUCGAAAGAGAGACUGCACAACAUCAGUCAAAGUUUUGAUAUGAAAGUUGAACAAAGAAAGUCAGACUUUAUGGCUUUGGGAUAUCCUGAAGUGGAAGACAUUGGUGAAGAGAGCCCUAUCACAACUGGCAAUGAAGACACUCCGACCUCUGCUUUAAGUCCUACUUUGUGCAAGGAGAACAAGUCAUCUUCCACUGACCAGGAUUUUUUUGAUUCCAUGUCUGUGUGCAUUAAGGAGGAAGUCUGUGACCCUGAAUACGAAUCUGUUAAAGAGGCCAGAGACCCUGUGUUUCCGUCUGUUAAAGAAGAAGUCUGCGACUCACCAUCUGUAGUCAUUAAAGAGGAGGGCUACGAUUUUGAAUCUAUCCACAUUAAAACGAUAGAAAGUGAAGGUGAGGACUUCUUGGAAGAACCUCCACAGGAAACGGAUCAGGAAUCCACUCAGAGGACCUUUGGCUCUCCUUCAUUUCAAGAGUCCCUGGAGGAGGAAGAUGAUGACAUACUUGAGGAGGAAGACAGAGACCAAGAGAAAAAGCCAGUUUCACGUACUUCAGUUGAGCCAGUAAUAAUGAAAAUGACCUGGAAAGAUGCUGUUGAAAAUGUCCAGAGGAUUCAGAUUAAAGUCCCUCCCUAUAGCUGUCCUGAGAUUCGCAAUGCAUUUAUUAACUCAGGAGUCCAAAAACAGAGUGUUUGUUCAACAAAUAUUGAGGAUAGCUUCAGCAUGGCUAGUAACAUAGUGACCGAGUCAUCGGCCAUAAAAACACAUCAUGGACUGAACACCAAAAACAGACCUUUCAACUGUGCUGAAUGUGGCAAAAAGUUCAUAAGAAAACACCACCUGCAACGCCACAAGACAAUCCACAGUGGAGAGAAACCCUACUGUUGUGCUGACUGUGGGGAAAGAUUCAUAAGGAAAUAUCACCUUCAACACCACCAAAGGAUUCACACUGGAGAGAAGCCAUAUUCUUGUCCAGAAUGUGGAAAAAGAUUUGUUUUUAAAAGUGAUCUUCAAAAUCAUGGCAGAGUUCAUACUGGAGAAAAGCCAUAUUCCUGUGGCAGGUGUGGAAAAUUGUUUGCGAAUAAGAGUAACCUUCAGAAACAUGAACGCGUUCACACAGGAGUGAAGCCCUAUUGUUGUACCCAGUGUGGAAGCAGGUUUGCACAGAAAAGUGACCUUCAGAAACACAGAAGGAUUCACACUGGAGAGAAGCCGUACUGCUGCAAUGAAUGUGGAAAGACGUUUAACCGUAGAGCUAACCUCCAUCUGCAUAAACGCACUCACACUGGAGAGAAGCCAUAUUGUUGUCUUGAAUGUGGAAAGAUGUUUGCACAUAAAAGUUACCUUCAAAAACAUGGAAAAGUUCACACUGGAGAAAAACCAUUCUCUUGUGCGGAAUGUGGAAGGAGAUUUUCUCGGAAAGAUGGCCUCCAGCAACAUCGUAGACUUCAUGCUCAUGCUGAGUUUCACACAUCCUGAUGUUGGAUCUUUGAAUCUUAGGCAAGAAUGUUUGCAACUGAAUAUUGUUUUUUUAAAAAAAAUUUACACAAAAAUUAUGCAUCAUCUAGAUUUCUAGAAGACACAAGUUUGUACAUUCAAAAAUAAGUCUUUUGGGUGCUGCAUUGAAAAUUUGUAAUACAUCCACUCCACUGCUUGCUUCAGAAAUCAGAUUAUGGUUAGUUUACUCUGGUUUAAACAAGAGCUGUCUGGUUACUAAAGAGGGAUAAUUUAAUGUAAUACUCUACCAGUUGUGGCUUCAUAUUCCCAAGACUUAUCAUUGGUUACUGUAGACAUUGGUUUCUUCCUCAGAUAUCCUUUAUCUAAUCAUUCAAAUGUAACAAAUUCGCAGUCCUGCCAAAUUUGAGAUUCGAGGAAAACCUCAAAUGAUCAGGAGCGUCAGCUAAUACCAAGAUGACUGAACUAACUUCAGAAAUGCAAAAAUGAUUGUCUGGAAAACUGCAAUUUUUUUUUUUUUAAUAUUACAUUAGUUUUCCUUGAAAGCCUCAACCACUUUUAACAGUUUGCCUUUAAAAAAUUGUUUAAAAAGGGAAGGCAUGCCAAGGCAAAAGAAUGAAGAUUGUUGAAAGUUGUUAAUGAAAAAUUAAAUUUAAUAGAUAAGCAAAGAAUGACAGAAUUGUAGCAGUGUUGAUGAAGAUUAUUUGCAGUCUUGGAAGAAUCAGUUUUCAAUAUAAAGUUUCUGCUGCGGUCAAACAGAACACAUUCAUAAGAUUAUUAGACUCAAAUAGUACGUUCCUAGGAUUAAAAAUAAAUAUUUAGUUAUAACUAAAUCACUGGGUU